GGUUUGUUUCCCUAUUUAUUAUGUUUAUGCAACCGAUUAUUCAGGCAUAGUGAGGCACAUAAGAGAGGACAAUACGAUUCACAUUCUCAGCUCGGUAACUUACCGAACAAUUUUAGAGGACAUCCCCGUCGUUUUACGCUUGACAAUGUCAGAGGGGAAGAUCACACGACCACGGGUUGAUUCACACUUCAAGGUCAAACUGGAUGACGCAGAGAACCGCAUCAGACGACUAGAGGAUGUUAAGGACUAUGAUGAUGGUGUCACUAAAGACACUCUGGCGGUAACAGCUAAGACGAAGCUUAGACUACCAACGGCUACUACUCCCAUCGUUCCAUCUCUUAGCUGGUCAAGUUCUUAUGAACUUCAUGGAAAGGUGGAAGAUUACCAGCAAUUUAGUAAGGAGGGGUAUAUUUACGGUCGCUAUGGCAACCAUUCCUGUGACAAUGCUGCCCAUGCAAUCAACAAACUUGAAGGAGGAAUAGGAGCUCUUGUUUUCUCAACUGGUAUGUCUGCUAUCACCACUACAGUCCUUGCUCUUAUCAAGACGGGAGAUCACGUGGUAGCACCCGAUCCAGUGUUUGGAGGAACCUAUAAAUUCUUUAGUUCCAUGCUGAAGGAUUUUGGUGUUGAAACAACCUUUGUACCGGCUGGGGACAUUGACGCUUACAAAAAUGCGAUAAAGUCGAACACAAAGCUCUUCUACGCUGAGACCCCUACCAAUCCUACGUUAAACCUGACCGAUCUAAAAGCGUUUGCAGAUGUUGCCAAGUCUGUUCCAGGGGCUAUCAGCAUGUGUGAUUCAACAUUCGCCACACCAUAUCUACAAGACACACUUGGUCUUGGUGUUGAUAUCUCAUUUCAAAGCUGUACGAAAUAUUUAGGAGGACAUGGAGAUUUGUUAGGAGGAUCAAUGUGCACAAAGGAUCCGGAAUUAUUUUUGUUUUUAUCAGAAUACCAGAAGCAAAUUGGUAAUACAAUGGGUCCUUUCACAGCGUCCAUCUUGCUUCGAGGGAUCCGAACCCUACCACUUAGAAUGGAGAAACAUUGUAGCAACGCUUUCAAGAUAGCACGAUAUUUAGAAACACAUCCUAAGGUUUCUCGUGUAAGAUAUCCCGGUCUUGAAUCAUAUCCCCAGCACGACGUAGCAAAAUCACAAAUGAAGAAAGGAUUUGGUGGUAUGGUCAACUUUGAGAUGAAAGGAGGUUUAGCCGCGGGGAAGAUCGUCAUGGAGAACAUCAAACUGAUUUUAAUGGCUACAUCAUUGGGAGGAACAGAAAGCUUAAUGGAGCAUCCUGCAUCGAUGACACACGGUCCUGAGGUCAUGUCAAAGGAGGAGAGGGAAGCAGGUGGUAUCUCAGAUGGAAUGAUUCGAUUCAGUGUUGGUGUGGAAGAUCCUGAUGACCUAAUAAGAGAUCUUGAACAAGCUUUGGCAAAGGCAUGAUGAUCCACAAAUCACCACAACCUUUUCGCUCCUGGCUGAAAAGUCACCGUUUCAUAAUACCCGAAUUAAACAAGCUAAAUACGAAAAAUUUCAUAAAAUAUCAUACAUCCUGAAUUUACUCUAUAUUUUCAGCCCAACUGCCAUAAAAUUAUCAGUGUUUCACUUGUUAAAAUUGACUUUAUUUGUAUAUAAUAUAGAACGGGCCUAGCUGUUUGAACACGAACGUUUCGAAAGGAAGCCUCUUACAUAAGACAUGUUUACACCUGGUUAAACAUGUGUAAAUCGAUUUUUUUUUGAUAUGGGGGGGGGAUUUUGUGACAUGAGAUACUUUGGCCUAUGCUGAAGACCUGUGACGUUGUUUGAGUUGUCAUACCUUCAGCAUACCUAAAUAGGAUUUUACAUUUUUGUUAAAAAAGCACUUCAACAGCAAUACAUUUAUCUUGUGCUUGUUUUUACUCCUCAUUACCUCAUAAAUGUUGACACAUUUUCAAGAUCGCCAAUAAAUCGCUGCAUGGUUAGUAAAUAAUUAUUGCGCAUGAGUCAUAUAGGGUUGUGUUUCAUGAACUGAAUUGUCGGACGUUUGAUUCGACAAGCCCUGUUUUAUACAACAGUUACCAUAGUAACAUUGCUUCUCAGCCAAUGUUUUGAAAAUAUACUUUACAGUGUAAAGUUGAUGAAAUCAGUCAAGUACAAAGUGAUGAUCAUGAUAAUAGUGAAUCUGAUCUACAAAAGAGUAAAUGUGAUCAGAUCAAAUACACAGUGAUGAUCGUGACAUGUAGUUGCGAAUUGAAUGUGAAUGUACCUAACAGUGUAAAGAUGAUGGAAUCAGUCAAUAUGAACCAAAGAGUGAUAACCAUGAAUAUGAGUUGCACAGGAAAGGUCUUGAUAAGGGUUUGAAGAUUAGCCAUAUAAAUUGCCGGAGCAUUAUAAACAUUUAAAAUAAGAUUUUUACUGACUAAAUCUAAAUUUGGCAAUCUUUGCAUAUCAGAAACCUGGCUGGCUGCAUAACCUCAUUAGUUAUGAUACUGUUAAAAAUGAUAAUUACGAUAUCACCCGAUGUACAGGUCUAAUAAACGCGGAGGGGCGUUUGUAUAUGCAAUAAUAUAUCUUUCAGCAUCAUCAGAUCCAACCUCAAUUAUGAAAGUUUAGAAGCAGUAUGGCUCGAACUGAAUACUAUUAGGCAAGAAAGUCAAUAUUUUAUAGAUACACUUUAACUUGUUUCUACUUAAAAAAAUAGGUGAUAUAUUUUUUUUUUCAUUCUGAAUCCAUAGGUCGGAGUCCGAUUGAUAAUCUCCCAAAAUCUUUGUGUGCUUAUAAGGCAUAAUCACAUCUUUCAUCACUCUCAUCUUAACUCGAACCAGUGACUAAAUGCAUGAGUUGAAUUUUUUGGUCUUGUUACAUUUCAUAUUUGUUGCAUAUAUUUUUCUUCCUGAAUUAAUUUCAUAUUUUGUUGCAUAUUAUAUUUUUCUUUUAAAAGAUAAAUAAUAAAUUCUGCAGUGGCGUGCCUGAUGAGGCACUGUCAUCACCAA
Lytechinus variegatus (green sea urchin) is the source of this 2970-nucleotide messenger RNA. Its product is annotated as L-methionine gamma-lyase-like. The transcript has 10 exons. Bases 146 to 1441 code for a protein of 431 amino acids. The record is from RefSeq and is a predicted model, not a curated record. Gene Ontology annotation, cellular component: cytoplasm. Gene Ontology annotation, molecular function: pyridoxal phosphate binding; carbon-sulfur lyase activity. Lineage: Eukaryota; Metazoa; Echinodermata; Echinoidea; Temnopleuroida; Toxopneustidae. Gene Ontology annotation, biological process: transsulfuration.